UCUGCUAUCAACGUACAUCCCACCAUUUUGCUUUAGUAACAUUAGAGAUUUCCACCUCAGUUAGACCGUCGAUUUCAACUGUUCCUUUUGAAUCUGUUUGAAUAUUUAGAUUGCUGUAGUAGAGUAAGCCAAAUUACCCCAGGAAAUUCACAGUAAAUUAUAUUGUCGAUUAUAGGGAUUUGGGUGUUGUUUCUUGAUCAUAACUUUUACUUGUUUUUUGAAGAAUUCAUGGUGCGAGUCGUUCCUAAAAAUGUUGGCCGCGAGCUAGAGGAGAAUCAGGAACAUGAUAUAUCUAGCGAGGGGGAUGAGUCUUCUAAAACCGUUAGUGAUGGGGAUAAUGCUUCUAAAACAGUUAGUGAUGGGAAUGAGUCUUCUGAGACAUCUUGUAAUGGGGAUAAAUCUGCUGAGGAGAAUGAUAUAUUAUUGAUACCAAAACGUGAAACCUCAGUAGACCUCUCCCAAUAUAGUUUGCGUAAGGAAUUGGAGGACGGGGAUCACUUUGAUGGACUUGUGAGCAUUUUAUCAAGGUGGGAUGUUGUUAAAAUUAUACAAUAUUACUUGGAGAAGGAAAAAGUGUACAACCAAUUUAUGAAUAGUUGUUUUGGCUGCUUAUUAAAAGUGAACCUAGAGAAUUGGAACAAAAAUUAUUGUGGCCAAAUCGUACACUAUCUUCUACAACGACGUGUUGUAAGCUUAAAGAAAAAGGAGGUUUGGUUCAUAAUUGAUGGUAAGCCAAUUCGAUUUGGUAUGAAGGAGUUUGCUAUGAUUACCGGACUGAAUUGUGGAAAAAUUCCCACUGGUAAGGCUUUAUAUGAUGAAGGGAAGGCAAAAGAUUUUUUAGAUCUAGUGUUGAACAAAAAGAGUAGUCUAACGGGAAAUGAUUUAAAGGAAAUAUUAAAGAGUGACAGAUUUGAUGCGCAAACAAAGUUGAAGAUCGCUAUGGUGUGGUUUGUUGAGUCUUUUUUAUGGGCUGGUGAUCAAAAGCGAACUGUUGAUAUAAAGAAUAUGAAAAUGGUGACAAACUUGGAUUACUUUAAUGCAUAUCCUUGGGGUAGGCGUUCUUUUGAGAUGACAAUUGAGUUCCUUCUAAAUGUCAACUUAAAGAAAAAGUCUGCAGAAUGGAAGGAAAAUAAUUCCACAUCUAAAGGUUAUAGCUUGCAAGGAUUCCCUUGGGCUUUUAUGGUGUGGGCUUUCGAAGCAAUUCCUAUACUAGGAGAGGCUUUUGGACAGCCAUUGAUAGAAUCUCCCUUGCCACUUCCAAGAUUGCUCCGAUGGUACGAUAAAAAGAAGACACCCCCAGAUUAUAAAACAGUGUUAUUAACAAUGCAAAAUAAAGAGGUGAAUACUUAAGUUUGUUUGGUGCAAUAUUUCAUUUUAGAAGUUUUUAUUAUUGUAGUUUUAUUUACAAAGAGAAUGUAACAUCAAAUUUCUCUUGUAUAAAUGCUGAUAAAUUGAGCAUCUGUCCGACAGAUACAUGAUCUGUCUGUUACAACAGAUGCUUUGGUCCGACAGAUGUGGU
Molecule: messenger RNA, 1519 nt
Organism: Lycium barbarum (goji berry)
Lineage: Eukaryota; Viridiplantae; Streptophyta; Magnoliopsida; Solanales; Solanaceae
Exons: 3
Coding region: 229-1350 (373 amino acids)
Source: RefSeq, a predicted model, not a curated record